Messenger RNA from Hemibagrus wyckioides, 6602 nucleotides. RefSeq names its product solute carrier family 8 member 3 (gene slc8a3). The record is from RefSeq and is a predicted model, not a curated record. Gene Ontology annotation, molecular function: calcium:sodium antiporter activity. Lineage: Eukaryota; Metazoa; Chordata; Actinopteri; Siluriformes; Bagridae. Gene Ontology annotation, biological process: sodium ion transmembrane transport; cell communication; calcium ion import across plasma membrane. The transcript has 8 exons. Gene Ontology annotation, cellular component: postsynapse; sarcolemma; axon. Bases 1169 to 3907 code for a protein of 912 amino acids.
CGUGUGCGUGCGUGCGCGUGUCAAUCCAGAGGCUCGCGGCUGCCUCUUCUCACUUGAGGAUGCGCGCGUUGUGAAUCUAAGAUGCUGCUGAUGAUGAAGACGAAGAAGAAGAAGAAGAUGAUAAAGAUGGUGAUGGUUUGGAGGGAGCGCAAGGACACGCGGCGAACAUCCUGCACUGACAAACACUCUGGAAAUGAAUAAAUGAGCAUCUGCGCAAGAGAAAGAGAGGAAGUAACAAACGGCGCGCGCGGGGAAGGGGAGAUCGUCGUUGUCGCUGUAGUGUUGAUGGUGUAAACGGACACGGAUCGUACUGUGUUUCCUUUUUUAUUUUAGAUAUUUAUUGUGUUUGUUUUGCCUUGGAAAUGGCGUUAAAGAUUAAAGGCCGGUCGCGCGCGAGGAACGCCGGGUGUAUAACGGCGCUAUAAGACGGAGGAGGAGAAGAAGAGGAGAAGGAGGCGGAGGAGGAGGAGGAGGCGGCGGGGGGCGCGAGCAGUUACCGGCUCGCAGAAGGAAAAGCCGAUCGCAUGGAGUCCGAUGAGGUUCAGAUGAUUUUAUUGAUUUUUUGUUUUUUGGAGAAUCCUUCGACGUGAGCGUGCGCACAUAGAGCGUGCGUUCGUGCGCGCGCGAACCCCCACAUACCGUAUACCACCUCUCCGCCCCGCCCCCCCGACCUUCCGUUCCCCCGGUCCCAUUCCGUUUCAUUCCAUUCCAAUAGAGCGCGCGCGCGGCGGAGUGGCGGCGUUAUAAAUUAAAGAAGAGACAUUACGUUUCCUCCGGUUUCUCUUCACGAUGCUGCUGCAAACACCGGACACCGAGCUUUAGUCCUCCUCCUCCACCGCGCGUGAGGAGGCGGAGAGGAGAGGGCGCGCGGGCCUUUGGUGGUGUGUGUGUGUUGGGGGGCUGGUGGGGGGUGAGCAGGAAUUUUCUCUGUCAGCGCACACGGAGGAGUGAGCAACACCGGAGGCGGUGAAGGCACCGGAGACAGAAACCCGCAGGCGCGCGCUUGUAUGUGUGUGAGGGAGAGAGAGAGAAGAUUCAGAGAGAACAACCCGAAUCCUGACAGGAAUCACAUUUACGGGAUCCGAAUCCAGGUACAGACUCAGUGUCCAAGCCAAGAAUUCCUAAGUGCUGGAUCUCAGAGGGAAUAUUUUAGAGGAAGGAAGAGUCCAUGGAGCGCUCGAGGACGACCGGCGUCUGCCUGUGGUUAGGCCUGGUCUCCAUUGCAAUGACUGUGACAGAUGUCCAUGCCGGGAUAGUAAAUGAGACGUGUUCGGAGGAGACAUCAAAAUGCAAGCCGGGAAUCCUGUUACCAAUCUGGUAUCCAGAGAACCCGUCGACCGGGGACAAAAUGGCACGUGUAAUUGUCUACUUUGUGGCAAUGAUCUACAUGUUCCUGGGGGUGUCCAUCAUCGCCGACCGCUUCAUGGCUGCCAUCGAGGUCAUCACGUCCCAGGAGAGAGAGAUUGUGGUGAAGAGGGCAAACGGGGAGACCAUGACAACCACGGUGCACAUUUGGAAUGAAACGGUGUCGAACCUGACACUGCUGGCUCUGGGCUCGUCUGCUCCUGAGAUCUUACUCUCUGUGAUUGAGAUCUGCGGUCACGGGUUCCAUGCCGGAGAUCUAGGACCGUCCACAAUCGUAGGCAGCGCCGCAUUUAACAUGUUUGUCAUCAUUGGCAUUUGCGUGUCUGCGGUGCCAGACGGUGAAGUGCGUAAGGUGAAGCACCUGCGCGUGUUCUUUGUGACGGCAGCUUGCAGCGUGUUCGCAUACGUCUGGCUCUACAUGAUCCUCGCUGUUUUCUCGCCCAAUGAGGUGCACGUGUGGGAGGGGCUUAUAACACUCGCCUUUUUUCCUGCCUGUGUUACGCUAGCAUGGGCUGCUGACCGCCGUCUACUCUUCAACAAGUUCACACACAAGACCUACAGAGCUGACAAGCACCGCGGCGUGAUCAUCGAGACGGAGGGUGAGCGGUCCAAGGGCAUCGAGAUGGAUGGGAAGAUGGUGAACUCGCACUUCCUGGACGGUAGCGCUGCUACCAAUUUGAUUGGGAUGAUGGAGGGAAAAGAAAUGGAUGAAUCGCGUCGGGAGAUGAUUCGGAUUUUGAAGGACCUAAAGCAGAAACAUCCAGAGAAGGACCUGGACCAGCUGGUAGAGAUGGCAAACUACUAUGCGCUGUCUCACCAGCAGAAGAGCCGAGCGUUCUACCGCAUCCAGGCCACACGGAUGAUGACCGGUGCUGGGAACAUCCUGAAGAAGCAUGUUGCUGAGCAGGCAAAGCGCAGCACUAGCAUACAGGAAGUGCAUGUGGAAGAGUCGGAAGACUUCAUGACACGGAUCGGAUUUGAGCCUGCUGCAUAUCAGUGCUUGGAGAACUGUGGCGCCGUCCUAUUAACCGUCGUGCGUAAAGGCGGUGACGUCUCAAAGACGAUAUACGUCGACUACAAGACCGAAGAUGGCUCGGCCAAUGCUGGUGCCGAUUAUGAGUUCACGGAGGGCACGGUGGUCUUCAAACCCGGAGAGGUCAUCAAAGAGAUCGCCAUUGGCAUCAUUGAUGACGACAUCUUUGAGGAGGACGAGCACUUCUUUGUCCGGCUCAGCAACGUUCGGACGCUCGACUCGGCAGUGGAGGACGAGAUGCCGGCAUACCCCGCGGUGGCGCUUGGGUUUCCCGCUGUAGCCACUGUAACCAUCCUGGACGACGACCAUGCGGGCAUCUUCACAUUUGAUAGCGGGACAGUGCACGUUAGUGAAAACGUGGGGAUCAUGGAGGUCAAGGUGCUCCGGACAUCUGGGGCGAGAGGGACAGUCAUUGUUCCGUACCGCACUGUUGAGGGACUGGCUAAAGGAGGUGGGGAAGACUUUGAGGACACGUACGGAGAGCUGGAGUUCAGAAACGAUGAGACCUGUAAAAUGAUCCAGGUGAGAAUAAUUGAUGAUGAGGAGUAUGAGAAGAACAAAAACUUCUUUCUGGAACUGGCAGAGCCGCGUAUGGUGGACAUGAGCCUGCAGAAAGCUCUGUUGUUAGCUGACGAUGUUCCUGACAGGAAGUUGUCAUCAGAGGAAGAGGAAGCGAGGAGAGUAGCUGAGAUGGGAAAGCCGAUCCUGGGAGAGCAUUCUAAACUGGAAGUGAUCAUCGAAGAGUCCUACGAGUUCAAGAACACAGUAGAUAAGUUGAUUAAGAAGACAAACCUGGCUCUGGUUGUUGGCACCAGCUCAUGGAGGGAGCAGUUCAUGGAGGCCAUUACAGUUAGCUCAGGUGAUGAGGAUGAUGAUGAUGCAGGGGAGGAGCGUCUCCCAUCAUGUUUUGAUUACGUCAUGCAUUUUCUAACCGUGUUCUGGAAGGUUCUGUUUGCGUGUGUUCCUCCCACUGAGUACUGGAAUGGCUGGGCAUGCUUCUUCAGCUCCAUCAUUAUCAUUGGCUUCCUCACAGCCAUUAUUGGAGAUCUCGCCUCGCACUUUGGCUGUACCAUUGGCCUUAAGGACUCCGUCACCGCUGUCGUCUUUGUCGCCCUCGGCACCUCUGUCCCAGACACGUUUGCAAGUAAAGUGGCAGCGGUGCAGGACGUGUAUGCGGAUGCGUCCAUCGGGAACGUGACGGGCAGUAAUGCAGUGAAUGUGUUUGUGGGACUGGGCGUGGCCUGGUCUGUAGCGGCUGUGUACUGGCGCGCUCACGGCGGCGUAUUCGUGGUGCCCGCCGGCUCGCUCGCCUUCUCUCUCACACUCUUCUGUGUCUUUUCUGUCUUUGCCGUGCUCGCCCUGAUGUACCGUCGCCGUGGCAACAUCGGUGGAGAGCUCGGCGGGCCGAGACGCCAUCGCAUCAUCACUACGCUCUUCUUCAUCAUGCUGUGGUUCUUCUACAUCCUGCUCUCCAGCCUAGAGGCUUACUGCCACAUCCAGGGCUUCUAGAGACAUGGUUGAAGAUGGGGGCGGGAGAGAGAGAGAGAGAGAGAGAGAGAGAGACAGAGAGAGAGAGUAAUGUUUAGAGCAGAACACGUCCUUUAUCUCUUUCACUUGAAAUAACUUAAGAGUCAUUACAUGCAGUCAGAGAGAGUGUGUGUGUGUGUGAGAGAGAGAGAGAGAGAGAGAGAGAGAGAGAGAGAGUAGGACAAAACAACAGUCCUCCCUCUAUCACACUACCUCUCUCUCUCUAUUUCUCUCUCUCUCUCUCUCUCUCUCUCUCCUUUCUUCCCUUUCUCUCAUUUCUUCUCUCUCCCACCCAAAGAUCAAACACCAGAGUCUUAACUCCGAGUUAGAGAGAGAGAGAGAGAGAGAGAGAGAGAGAGAAAGGAAACAGAGGGAUGGCUCAGACUCGUCCUCUCUCUCAGUACAGAGUGUAUGUGAGGAGUCUGAGUUUCUCCAGAGUCUCUAUUUUUUCUCGCCACUUGCAGAGGAACUGAACUCUUUUUCUAAUUAAGUAUUUUGGGGAAAAAAAACACAGAAAAAGACAACAAUUAAAAAAAUAAUGUACAAAAAGAGAGCGAACUAUUUUCAAAUUACGUACCGGAGCAGAGUUUAUGUAUCCAAUAUGAUCACUGUUCUCCAGUGGAACUCAUGAUGUCGUUUUUUUGUGUUUGCUAACUUCGCUAAAACUCACAAGCUUACAACACAUAUAUACACACACACACACACACACACAGAAUACAGAUGAGACUGGAAGAGGAGAGGAACGAGGGACCGCAGAAAAACGAGUCUAACCUGCUUGCAUCACUUCCUGAAUGGAUCUACAUACUGUAUGAUACAAAACAUAAUGUUGCCAUGUUUUUUGUAUAUGUUGUGCAUUUUGGUCAUACACAAACACACACACACACACACAGACACACACGCACUGAGUGACACACACACAGAGGGAAUUCAUAAGCUCUGCAGCGUGGUGGUGUUUACAUGUUUGGGUGAAAUUUGUUAACACAAUCUCUACGAAAUUCUCAUCUAAAAUAGAAACCUCUGCUGUGUUAGACCGAAGGUUCAGAUGGACGGAAGCUGAAGCUGGGGAAAUAUCUGAGGUCACGUGGAGACGUGUGAGUGUUGUGCAGAGAUGAAACAAUCAUUAAGAGUGUACAAGCUCACACUCUGUGGUGGUGCUGUUACAGUGUACACACGACAGGAAGAAGAGUUCCAGGUGUGUGGCGUGUCGGUCAGUUAGCGUGUACGCGGUACAGCCGGCGAGGUCUCCACAAGCCGUAUGGUUCUCCACAGUUACGUCCUGUUGUUUGUGGAAGCUAGCUGAAUGUCGUCUCUGUAGGAACUUUGCUGAAGCUGUACCGUUGCUUCAUGUCGUAGUGUAGACGAGGGAAAACACUGCCAGCUAAUGUGACCUCCACAGUUCCAUCAUGGCCGAGCGGAUUCCUCAGGAACACGUUCAGACCAGGAGCCAGACAGCCAGAGCUACUGGGGCGGGGCCAAUAACCAAAGAGUACAAUAGAGGAAGGAGCUGUGUGUGUGUGUGUGUGUAUUCCUGUAACCCAACCUGUCAGCCUGUCUUUCAUCUACACACACACACACACACAGAAGAGAAACAUGGCUGUUGUAUAUUUUUAUACACUUCUUCAAUUUGUGAGUCUGAUUUUCUCCUCCUAACCUUUGACCUUUGACCCUGGAGUUUUUCUGCACAUUGUAAAUGAUUUUAAUAUUCAGAUUCAGCUAUUCUGGGGGUGGGGCAUGGCUGGGGCAAACACACACACACACACACACAUUUAUAUAUAAAAUCUAUCUUUAUCUUGGCUGUUUGUUUUAUUUUUGAUGUAAUUUUGUGUUUUUAUGACUGAAGGCCUGUGUGCAGAUCAAACAAUCCAUAUAUGGACAGGUGGGCAGGUCUUUAAAUCCAUAUAUAGAAGUCUUAAAGUAAGCAUAAGGCAGCUGAUUGGUAUUGGUGCAUGUAUGAUCACAGAGUUUAUUAGCCAGCUCGCUAACCUGACAGGAUUUCUAUAUUAAUUCAACAACUCUUCAGAGCUAAUGCAGCUUUUAAACGUCCUUAAUAUUUACUGCUAAUGCUAGGUAACUGGCUAAUGAGAGCUAAUGAGAAAGGAUUUUUAUGUCAUAUUUUUCAGCUAUUAUAAUCAUUAUUAAAGCUAGCCAGAUAGCUAGCAUAAGUUAACCUGACAGGAUUUCUAAAUAAUAUUUAUAAUUGUUCCCUUUAGAAGGUGACUAACGAACAUGCUGGAACCUGACGGGAUUUGAAAAAAGAAAACACAAAUCCAUACUGAGUGAUUUUAUAAUCUUCCCUGUUACCACUAGCUAGCGUGCACAAGCUAACCGGAGAGGAUUACUGACAGGAUAUGAAGUCAGGUCAUGAAUCAUCUUAACCGCUAAUGCUAGCUAGAUAAAACAAGCUAACCUGACAGAAUCUGAACCUAAAUAAUAAACAAUCUUCCUCAUUAACGCUAGUUAUCUAAAAUAAACUAAUCUGACAGGAUUAUUGAGAGAACAUUCAUAAAUAUCUCCAGUGCUAAUGCUAGCUACAUAGCUAAUGUUAUUGCACCAGAAAGGAAUCUAAAUCUUAGCAACAAGUCAGUAAACUUUCUGCUAUCACCAGAUAUGAUCUGCACACAGAUCCUCCUCACACGGUGUGUGUGUGUGUGUGUUAAUAAACAUAUUUUAAUUUUAA